AUCAUCACUCUGCAUAGAAAAAAAUACACACUCAAAUAGACCCAAAGACCAGAAAAAAAUAAAUUAAAAUUUAAAAAACAGCAAGCUUUAGAUCUGAAACUAGCAAACCCACAAAAACCCUAGCUCAACUACGAUCUGGGUGUGCAUGCUUUUUGUCUGAUAAAGGUCUUCCUUUCACCGUUCAACAGAGGUUUUAGAGUUACAUAAAUGGCUGUUACAGAGGGUCAUAAUCCCCUUCUUGGAGAAACAACUUGUGGUACUUUGCUACAUAAACUACAGGAAAUCUGGGAUGAGGUCGGUGAAAGUGAUGAGGAACGGGACAAGAUGCUUCUUCAAAUAGAACAAGAGUGUUUGGACGUGUAUAAGAAAAAGGUUGAGCAGGCUGCAAAAUCAAGGGCCCAGCUACUCGAGGCAUUGUCAGAUGCCAAAAUUGAAUUAGCCAAUCUGCUUUCAGCAUUGGGAGAAAAAACCUUUACAGGAAUGCCCGAGAAAACGUCUGGAACAAUCAAGGAACAACUUGCAGCUAUAGCACCGGCACUUGAACAGCUAUGGAAACAGAAAGAUGAGAGGGUAAAGGAAUUUUCCGAUGUGCAAUCACAAAUUCAGAAAAUUUGUGGAGAAAUUUCUGGGAACUCCAAUGUUAACGAGACUCCUGCAGUUGACGAGACUGAUCUAUCUCUGAAAAAACUUGAUGAAUUUCAUGCUCAACUUCAAGAACUCCAAAAAGAAAAGAGUGAGAGGCUGCAGAAGGUCCUUGAAUUUGUGAGCAGUGUACAUGAUCUUUGUGGUGUCCUGGGAAUGGAUUUCCUGAGUACUGUAACUGAAGUUCAUCCGAGCUUAAAUGACUCCACCGGAGUGCAAUCUAAGAGCAUCAGUAAUGAUACCUUAGCAAGGCUGGCUAAAACUGUCUUAGCAUUAAUAGAAGAUAAGAAGCAGAGGCUUCAUAAGCUUCAAGAGCUAGCAGCUCAGCUAACUGAUCUGUGGAAUCUUAUGGAUACUCCCGAUGAAGAAAGGCAAUUGUUUGAUCAUGUUACCUGUAACAUGUCAGCUUCUGUUGAUGGAGUGACAGUCCCUGGUGCUCUUGCUAUGGAUCUGAUUGAGCAGGCCGAGGUUGAAGUUGAAAGGCUUGAUCUGCUAAAAGCAAGCAGGAUGAAAGAAAUUGCAUUCAAAAAGCAAGAUGAGCUCGAAGAGAUUUACGCUCGUGUUCAUACAGAAAUAGAUCCAGAAGCUGCUCGAGAAAAAAUCAUGGCGUUGAUUGAUUCUGGGAGUGUUGAGCCUUCCGAGUUGCUUGCUGACAUGGAUGCUCAGAUAUCAAAUGCCAAAGAAGAAGCACUUAGUAGAAAAGAUAUUUUGGACAAGGUUGAGAAAUGGAUGUCAGCAUGUGAAGAAGAGAGCUGGCUUGAGGACUACAAUAGGGAUGAGAACAGGUAUAAUGCCAGCAGAGGAGCACACUUGAAUCUCAAGCGUGCUGAAAAAGCUCGAAUAUUGGUAAACAAAAUUCCAGCACUGGUCGACACCUUGGUUGCCAGAACUCAAGCAUGGGAGGAAGAGCGUGGCAUGCAAUUCGCAUAUGACGGAGUUCCUCUCUUGGCCAUGCUAGAUGAAUAUGCGAUGCUCAGGCAAGAAAGAGAAGAAGAAAAGCGAAGACUUAAAGAUCAAAAGAAGUACAGUGAGCAGCAAACCACAGACCAAGAUACUAUUUUCGGGUCAAGGCCUAGCCCUGCCCGACCAGUAGGUACGAAGAAGGUGAUAGGCCCUCGAGGGAACGGAGGCACCAACGGAACUCCAAACAGGCGGCUAUCGUUGAAUGCUCAUCAAAACGGGAGUAAGUCCAGUACUAAAGACGGGAGGAGAGACAGUACGAGUAGGCUGGCAACCCCAGUUAACUAUGUAGCCAUGUCGAAAGAGGACACAGCCUCCCACAUUUCUGGAACGGACACAGUUCCGGUUUCACCGUAACGAAAUAAGAGAUGCAUUGUAGGUUUACUUACACCCUUUUGAUAAUUAUUACUAUUUGUUAUUAGUAGGAGGAGGUUGGUGUAGUGAUAUAGAUGUGAAAAACUGAGAAGUGGAGAGUAAAAACUGUUGUUUAUUUAGGCUUGUAUGUGUUCUAUUGGCAUUUGGAGCUCUUAUAAUCUUAUGCUGCUUUACUUCCAGUCA
Messenger RNA from Mercurialis annua (annual mercury), 2160 nucleotides. Its product is annotated as 65-kDa microtubule-associated protein 1-like. The transcript is spliced from 11 exons. Lineage: Eukaryota; Viridiplantae; Streptophyta; Magnoliopsida; Malpighiales; Euphorbiaceae. Bases 208 to 1959 code for a protein of 583 amino acids. Gene Ontology annotation, cellular component: spindle; cytoplasm. Gene Ontology annotation, molecular function: microtubule binding. The record is from RefSeq and is a predicted model, not a curated record. Gene Ontology annotation, biological process: microtubule cytoskeleton organization; cytokinesis by cell plate formation.